Dentiscutata erythropus is the source of this 1419-nucleotide messenger RNA. NCBI's taxonomy places the organism in Eukaryota, Fungi, Glomeromycota, Glomeromycetes, Diversisporales, Gigasporaceae. The record is from the annotation of a GenBank genome assembly.
AUGGUUAACAAAUUAUCAACACAUCCUUCGGAAAAAACAAAGUUACGAAAACCAUCUCAACAAACUCUUUUUCUUCGUCUUUCAUUUUUUUUACCUUUAAUUCUUGGAUUUUUCUUCUACCGUUAUGUAAAUUCUGGACCUUUCUUACCGUUAUCUUGUCAGCUAUUUAGUUUGGGAUGUCCUGUAGCCAAAGAUACAGUGAGAGGUUUCGUAGAUCCUAAAUUUAAAGAGGUUAAAGAAAUUUUUGAGAAAAAUAUUGAAAGUGGUGAAGAAGUUGGUGCUUCGGUGACUGUUUAUUAUCAAGAUGAAGUUGUUGUUGAUUUGACUGGAGGAAUUGCUAAUAUUGAAACUGGUAGAAUUUAUGAUAAGGAUACAUUACAACUUGUAUUCUCAAGUACUAAAGUAUUGACUUCAGUCGUGAUUGCACAGUUAGUUGAAAAAGGUAUACUCGACUAUUCCGAAAAGAUUGCUACUUAUUGGCCAGAAUUUGCUCAAGGCAACAAAGAAAAUGUAACUCUAAAUGAACUUAUGACACAUACCGCUGGUGUAGGUUGGAUCGAUACUAAACAAUUGAAAAUAAGUGAUUUAAAGGAUCUCGAUCAUUUAGAAGAAAUCCUUGCUCGUCAACCUCAUAAUUUUAACGGAAAACCAACCAGAUCUUAUCAUGCACUUACACGUGGAUUUUAUUUAAACGCUAUAGUUCGUAGAAUGGAUCCUAAUCAUCGUACUAUUGGCCAAAUUGUUGCCGAAGAAAUUUUACCAACUUAUAAUAUUGACUUUCAUUAUAAAACAACUAAAGAACUUUAUCCUCGAGUAGCAAAUAUUUAUGUUUAUCCUUUACCUAGAGUUUUAGGAAAGUUAUUAUUACCAAAAUGGAUGAUAAAAUAUCCUCUUCAUGCUGUAUUUAAUUAUAUGUUCGAUUCUAGUUCAAUGACUUUUAAAACUUUAGUGGCCACGUCUCCUGAUCAAUCACAACCAAAAGAUUGGAAUAAUUUUGAAAUGUUACAAUACGAAGGUCCAAGUUAUAAUGGUGUUACAAAUUCAAGAUCUAUGGCUAAAUUAGCUGCUAUAAUGGCUAAUAAAGGUCAACCAUUACCGGGUUCGAAAGAACCUCCAUUAUUUAAAAAAUCUACUUAUGAUUUAUUAACAAAAAAUGAUAAAACUGAAUAUGAUUUAGCAAUUCAUGAAAGAAUAACAAUGUUAUACGGUGGAUUAGGUAAUUUUAGUCUUGAUGGUUUUGAUUGGGAAUUUUGGGGUUGGGGUGGAUCAGGUGGAAGUAUGUUGCUUUGGAAUCCCGAACAUAAAAUUGCUCUUGGUUAUUGUAUGAAUGCUUUUCAUACUGCUCUAUUAGGUGAUCAUAGAAGUUUGGAUUUGUUGAAGAGUAUAAUAAAUACUGUUAAGCAAUUGAAAAAUCUAUAA